Messenger RNA from Leptonychotes weddellii (Weddell seal), 1394 nucleotides. It is a transcript of the gene MTRF1L, whose product is annotated as mitochondrial translation release factor 1 like. Gene Ontology annotation, biological process: mitochondrial translational termination. Gene Ontology annotation, molecular function: translation release factor activity. Lineage: Eukaryota; Metazoa; Chordata; Mammalia; Carnivora; Phocidae. Gene Ontology annotation, cellular component: mitochondrion. The record is from RefSeq and is a predicted model, not a curated record.
AGAUUCGCCAUCCGAAACUUCCGGCUCUGGUCGAGCUCGGGGGUUGCCGUUCAGCUAUGCGGUCCCAGCUUCUUCGGAGUGCUGCUCGGUGUUUGUGGGCCCGCCAGGUUGUCAGCCCGGCCCGCCGGCACCUAAACUGCGGAAGCCUGCCGCUGGAGGAGCUGUUCGCUCGUGGCGGGCCCUUGCGGACCUUCUUGGAGCGUCAGGCAGGAUCUGAAGCCCAGUUGCAGGUCAGGGGGUCUGAGCUGCUGGCGGCGGCCAAACUGCUGAGCGAAAAGGAGCAGGAGCUGCAGGAGACCGAGCACUUGCUAUACGAUGAAAAUGAAGGCUUAAGGAAACUUGCAGAGAAUGAAAUAAGCUCAUGUCAAAAAGAAAUCACUCAGCUGAAGCAUCAGAUUAUUUUACUUUUGGUUCCCUCAGAAGAAACAGAUGAAAAUGAUUUGAUCUUGGAGGUAACUGCAGGAGUUGGGGGUCAGGAGGCAAUGUUGUUUACUUCAGAGAUGUUUGAUAUGUAUCAGCAAUAUGCUGCAUUUAAAAGAUGGCAUUUUGAAACCCUGGAAUAUUUUCCAAGUGAAAUAGGUGGCCUUAGACAUGCAUCUGCCAGCAUUGGGGGCUUAGAAGCCUAUAAGCACAUGAAAUUUGAAGGUGGUGUGCACAGAGUACAAAGAGUGCCAAAGACAGAGAAGCAAGGCCGCAUCCAUACCAGCACUAUGACUGUAGCAAUAUUACCCCAACCAACCGAGAUUAAUCUGGUGAUUAACCCAAAAGAUUUGCGAAUUGAUACUAAGCGAGCCAGUGGAGCUGGAGGACAGCAUGUAAAUACCACGGACAGUGCUGUCCGGAUAGUUCAUCUUCCAACAGGUGUUGUUUCUGAAUGCCAACAAGAGAGAUCUCAACUGAAAAACAGAGAGAUGGCUAUGAAGAAGCUACGUGCAAAACUGUACAGCAUGUAUCUGGAAGAAGAAACAAGUAAAAGAUACAGUGCUAGAAAGAUUCAGGUUGGAACUAAAGGAAGGUCAGAGAAAAUAAGAACAUAUAAUUUUCCACAGAACCGGGUCACAGAUCACAGAAUAAACAAGUCACUUCAUGAUCUUGAAACUUUCAUGCAAGGGGAGUUUCUGCUGGAUGAACUUGUACAGUCCUUGAAGGACUAUGCUGAUUAUGAAUCUUUAGUAGAAAUUAUUUCCAAAAAAGCUUAAAUUGAUUUAUUAUUAAAGACUUUUAUAGCUUAUGAAAAUUCACAGCAAAUUACAUUGUGUGUAAAUACUCACUAGUAUUCUCUUAAAAAAAAAUGAGUUAACUCAGCUGGAAGUAAUGUGUACAUUUUUAAGACAGAUAAUUUAUAUAAAUCUUCUCUUAGGGUAUUAGUAAAAAAGUAUACAAUACAAUCAUGA